AUGAAGUGCAUCGCAGCUGUAGUCAUGAUGGCGCUGGCCGUUUUCGGAGCUGAAGCCGGGCUUGCACCGCUGCUGUACACCGCCCCACUAGCCCUGCAGGCACCGCACACGACGGUGGUGCAGAGUAAUUCGGAGGCCAAAUUCAUCGCCCCAGCAGCCCCAGCCCUAACCUACGCCCCGGCUCCUUUGACGUAUGCGGCCGCCCCGUUUUACUAUACUGCCCCGCUGGCGUACAGCGCACCGGCCUUGGUCUACCAGAAGGAGGCUCGCUACCUGGCCGCCAACCGGGGAGUGAUCCAUGAGGCACCUCUGCCCGGACAUGCCUUCUCCCAACAGCAGCUGAACCUGGAUGCUGCACCAGGUUCGGAGUAA
This is a messenger RNA of Anopheles coustani, 372 nucleotides long. RefSeq names its product adult cuticle protein 1-like. The record is from RefSeq and is a predicted model, not a curated record. The coding region runs from base 1 to 372 and encodes 123 amino acids. Lineage: Eukaryota; Metazoa; Arthropoda; Insecta; Diptera; Culicidae. The transcript has 2 exons.